Trichoderma asperellum CBS 433.97 is the source of this 1269-nucleotide messenger RNA. RefSeq lists its product as uncharacterized. The record is from RefSeq and is a predicted model, not a curated record. Lineage: Eukaryota; Fungi; Ascomycota; Sordariomycetes; Hypocreales; Hypocreaceae.
AUGUGGAAACAAGUUGCCGCAGCCACCUCUCUCUUCGCUGCAGGGCACGUAACUCUCGCUCAGCGGUCUGGUAACGAAUCAAUCUGCGACUAUUACGCUACCCAACGGUAUGGCGAGAAUAAUAGUACCACCCAGUUGCUCCUCGUCCAGAGCAUCGUCACUCUUGCCUAUGCUGGAAGUGCUGGCCUUCCAAACCCACCAGACGAUAGCUCUGGCAUUUUCAACAAGGGGCAGUUUAAUGGGAUAGACGUAUAUCUUCGGCCUUGGUUUGAUGGGUCCAAAGCGACAACAAAUCUGAAUAAUCAGCCGGUGGGCAUCAACUGGUUAGACGGGGGAGCCACUGCUCCACUAUUGUCGUUCUUGAACGGUUCAACGAAUUCCGUCAAUAUAAAUAAUUCAACGAACCAAUACCGUCUAUUCACCCACUGGUUCACCGCCUUUGGCUUCAUCUACGGCUGCAGCUUUGCGCCGAAAUUCCCACGUACGACCGACAGCGGCGGUCCUCUUUCUGCUGCCUAUGUCCAUAAGUUUAUGAACCUGAAUCAGACGGAUAUCGGAUACUUCAUCAAGGAGCUUACCGUGGCUAGUAGAUAUUUUGGCUUCUCAGACGAAGAUGCGCAGACGCUGGAUACUUUUAUGAAUGCGAGGUACAAUGUGCGAUGCGCACCUCCUGUCAAUGGCCAGCUCUACUCUAUUUGCUUCGCCGAUGAGUGCCCACUUGCACAGCCUCAGCCCGACUGUGACGCAUAUAAGGAUCUUUCACCAGGUGGAACGAGCAAUGUUACAGUCGUGACAACUACGAUAGCCCCAACAUUGGCAACGCCCACUUCAGCAACGGCUACAACUUCCUCUACGGCCUCGGCGGAAAGUACAAGUUCCAACUCCAAUUCUGUCGUCCUGUCCAAUGGAGCAAUAGCAGGAAUAGCCAUCGGUGGCGCAGCUGUUUUGCUUCUGGCUCUCGGCUUAAUAUUAUACUUCCGCCGCCAGUCUAAAAGUCCUCAGAUCGUGCCUGUUCCCGUGCCCUCUGGUGGCUACGGCUCCCCUACCUAUCCCACUCAUACGAAUUACAGCACAAAUCCGCAUACAAGCAUGGCAUCUACUUCAGUCCCACACGAGCCGUAUAUGGGAGCACAUAACAGCGUAACAGGGUUCUGGGUGCCGCCAAAACCACAGGAGAUGGGACAAAACGUCCAUGAAACUGUGGUUGUGGCGAGGCCGGCGUCCAUGUCACCGCCGUUGGCUGAGUUGGCUGAGAUGGAGAGCCCUUGA